Hemibagrus wyckioides is the source of this 3322-nucleotide messenger RNA. It is a transcript of the gene gpr132a, whose product is annotated as G protein-coupled receptor 132a. Gene Ontology annotation, molecular function: G protein-coupled receptor activity. Lineage: Eukaryota; Metazoa; Chordata; Actinopteri; Siluriformes; Bagridae. Gene Ontology annotation, biological process: G1/S transition of mitotic cell cycle; G protein-coupled receptor signaling pathway; negative regulation of G2/M transition of mitotic cell cycle. The record is from RefSeq and is a predicted model, not a curated record. Gene Ontology annotation, cellular component: membrane. Bases 105 to 1118 code for a protein of 337 amino acids. The transcript is spliced from 2 exons.
CGUCAGUGUUCCUGUUUUUUUCUUCAAAUGAAAGUGCAUCAGACUACACUCACACGGUGCACAUCGUCUAGAACCUCAGUCUGUGAUUGUUUUAUAUCUUGACCAUGGGAUUGACUAAUGGAACCUCAUACAAUGUAUCGAAUUCAUCAUACAACUGCAGCCUUCCCUAUGAAAAUGACCGACUUCCACUUCUGAUUCUGUAUGGCAUUGUUCUGAUUGUGGGAGUACCUGCUAACCUCGUCACCAUCUAUCUUACUUUCCUCGAGGUGCAAAGGAAGAAUGUGUUGGGAAUCUACCUGCUGAGUCUGUCUGUGUGUGAUCUGAUGUACUUAGGAACGUUACCUGUAUGGGCCAUUUACAUACACCAUGGCCAUCGCUGGCUCAUGGGCUCUCUGGCUUGUAAAAUGACAUGCUACAUUUUCUUUAACAACAUGUAUGUUAGCAUCUUCCUCCUGUGCUGCGUGUCUGUGGAUCGUUACAUUGCUGUGGUGUAUUCACUGAAAUCUCGAGGUCUGCGGCAGAUGAAAUUAGCUAUAAUAGUCACUUCAGUAAUUGUAGUUGUCGUGGCACUGGGACACAUGCCAGUGUUUACCAUGGGAGAAGGUGAAACAGAUACAAAAGAGGAGAAGCGGUGCUUUGAACCUGGACAGAACACAGCCACCGUGACUGCCUUCAACUAUUCCCGCUUUGUGAUUGGAUUCUUCAUUCCACUGUGCGUUCUGCUGGUCACCAACCGUGGCAUUCUUUCGAUGGUCCAGGCCAGUGCUGGCUUGAGUUCAGAGCAAAAAUUUAAAGUCCGCUAUCUUGUUCUGGCAGUAAUCCUGUUCUUCCUGGUCUGCUUUGCUCCCUAUCACAUUAUUCUUUUGUUACGGGCCGUCAGUUACCAUUUCUCAGAGACGACCUGUGUCUUUGACACAGCACUUUACUCACCUUACACCAUCUCUCUGGGACUGUCCACUCUUAAUAGUGCUACGAACCCUAUUCUGUAUGUGCUGGCCAGUGACAACACCCGCAAGGAGAUCUGCAGAAGCAAGUUCUGCCUGUGCAGUGGUUUCUCUUCUGGACAGGAGACAGGACCAGUUGUGUCAUCACGGGGGAACGGUCAGAUAACUGCUUAAGUCUAGUGAGGGAACACAGGAGUGUGCCUUGCAGACAAAAACCAUGUGAAAUCUGUCUAUUUGAUGGAAACCUUGAUGGACAUAUACAUAAGCUAUGUACAUUUCAUUGAAUGGCAUUACAUUUUGGAGAAAUCUUGUUUAAACAUUCAACAAGUUUUAGGUUUUUCCAUUUACAUACUACCAGCCAUUUUAUACCCUUGCUAGUAGAGAUGAAUCUUCUUGUUAUUCGUAUAACUUUAGGGAAACAUUCACAUGCAUGUACAUUCCAUGGCCGAGCUGCUACAUCUUGUAUAAUAAAAAGUCUUUAGUUGGUCUUCUGAAAACCACACUUCAUACAUAUUUCACAAUUCUAUAUAUAUAUAUAUAAAUAUAUAUAUGAUGAAAUGUGCCAAACAAAAGAAUGAAACCUGGUACAUCUUUCUUGCCAUUCAUAAUGAUAUGUACCUUAGAUAGGUCAGAUAACUUCUUUGAUGGCAUGAGUGUAACCCAUCAAGGGGAAUUUUUUUUUUCUGCAGUUGUGGGCCUUUUUUUUUCUAUAGUUACCAUAAACUUCCUGUAAGCUUGACUCAGUCUAGGUAAUUUCUAGAGACUGUUUUGAUAUUUGCAGUUUCUGGCCUACACCCACGCCACGGUCAAAGCCAUCAAGGAUCAUAAUUUUUCCAUUCUGAUGAUUAAUGGGGGCUUUAACUUAAGACCUGUGGUAUUGCUGCCACAUGAUUGGUUCAUAGCACAAAUGAAUAAGUGUACAGGAGGUAAAAUGAAUAGUGUGUGCAUAUAAUACGUUUAAAAUUCAAUAAUUUUACAAGAACAAAAAUAGACCAGAACCUUAACUGUCAUGCAUACAGGGGGUGAAAAACUCCCAGUGACUGAAUAUCUCUUGGGGGUUAAGCUCAGGCUUUCAUCUUUGGAAGGGGGAAAGAACAACACACAGGUAGAUCUAUGAACUCUAUAACAGACAGACUAAUGAAAUAUUGAUUGAUUAUAAGGAGGGGGAGCUAUAAGAAUACUGACCUAUGAGAGUACCUGGGGCAUACUACAAUACUGAAGCCACUUCACUACUGACACUGAAAACACAUCCUGUUUGUAAUUUCCUGGAAGUUUGUGAAAUGGCAGAAUUUGAAAGUUAUGCCACUUUGUGAGAAACUUUGUGUUCAAUCACCGCAGAGCACUGCUGUCAUUUGACACCUGUUGAGAAACUCACACACAUUUCACACAUGAGUUUCUUUAACAUCCGAGAAACACGUGAAGGUUAAUUUCAGUGACGGUAUUUAUAGGUUUUGGAACAAUAAUACUGAGCACCUGAGGCAGUGAAAUUUGUAGUUGUAGAAAAUAGUCACACACGUGUAGCAGUAAAUUUGAAGCCAAAGAGAAAAUUGCUUCAUGGGGUCACAAACUUUUUUUAUUUUUCCGAAUGUUCGACAAUAAUUGCAGGUGCACAAAUCUACAAAUCACAAAUGAAGAACCUCAUAAACUUACGUUUCUGCUACAGUUGCUGAAUGGUGCAAAACACAUUCCCACACCUGUGUUAACAACAAAGUCACAGACAAAUUCUGCCCACCUGUAAAUCACUAUAUAAAUUCAUAUGCAGUGAGUGUUGCACACCUUUGGAAUAUAUUUUGACCACAAUAACAAUAACUGCUUGAAUUGCUUCACUCACAAAUGUCAAGUUUCAUGCAUUCUCACUUCUGCACCACAUAUUUCUCUGAAAUGUAGGGGAAAAGUGAUUUGUGCAACUAUAGAAACAGGGGUGGGAACUGUUUUAAGAGCAGAGAGAGAGCUUUUAGCCAAUCAAAGUAGCUUGUAUGGGUGUCAGUCGCAUGCUGUCCAAAUGAAAAAAAAACCCCGAAAAACUCCAACCUCCAGGCAAACUCAUCUUCAUUAUACUUCAGUCAGCUAUAUUAGUAAUCCGUUUCUUAGAGCAGCUCUCGUUUGUAUGCGUUCACUUUUUCACAUGUGCACAAUUUGGUAGUGACUUCACAUUUGUUGUCGGGGUUAGAGAAUGUGUUUUGCACCAUAUUCACUGAAGCAACUGUAGCAAAAAAAAAAAAAAGGUGAGUGCUUGAGCUUCUUCAUUUGUAAUUUGUAGAAUCAAUAUUCAAUAACACCUUCAUAUAUAACAACCUGUUAUGCCCUGAAAUACGUCAUUGAAUAAUUCAUGUGAAAAGUUAACAUGUGAAAAUAAAUCAAAUGAAAAAAAAAAAAAA